Molecule: messenger RNA, 808 nt
Organism: Punica granatum (pomegranate)
Lineage: Eukaryota; Viridiplantae; Streptophyta; Magnoliopsida; Myrtales; Lythraceae
Source: RefSeq, a predicted model, not a curated record
CUGCGACGUCCGUUAACACAAACAAACAAUGCCCAAAGGAUUAACUCAAUCAUCUCCUCCUUCAAUCUCCUGAACACAACAUGAAGAGUUUCAGUUGCCUCUCAUUGAUAUUCCUCCUCCAACUUAUCCUACUUCCCGUCCUGUUAUUAUCAUGUCCCGUCCCGAACGACACGAGCUUGAUCGAGAAGACAUGCAAGAAGACGCCCUACCACGACCUCUGUGUGUCGUCCCUCGAGUCGAACCCGAACAGCUCGUACGCGGAUGUCAGUGGGCUGGCAGAGAUAAUAAUCGACUCGGCCCUGCUUAAUGCAACCGACACGCUCAACUACACACGACUGCUGAUAAACCAGAUGUCAGAUCCGACCACGGAGCGGCCCCUGGACUACUGCGCCGAGCUGUACAUUCCAGUCGUGAAGUACACUCUACCUCAGGGAAAGGAUGCCUUUGACAAGGGGCAGUACAAGUUCGCACUGUACUGCCUGUCCAACGCCGCGAAGCAAGCGGACACGUGCGACAAGAUGUUCCAUGACUCAAUCGUGAAACCGCUGAGUGACCGGAACAAUAUCUUUCGGGAACUCUGCAGCGUGGCAGUAGCGAUUAUAAACAUAGUGUUGAAGGGUAAAUGAUCUUAGAGAUGCUAUACCAGUAUGGAUGAUGCUGCAUGUAACGUGAAGAUCUUUAGGGUCCAUGCGACAUAGCAUGAACAUUGAGUGCAUAUGUAACAAUACAGGUACCGCAGAACUUUCUUAAGUGAAAAUAGCAUUGUUUUACCGAAUAGAUUAAUUCGAAUGCGGAACGGAUGUUUAAA